CCUGACUCAGGCCCGGAACUGGCUGCGGGCAGUGUGAACUCACCCCGCAGCCGGAGGCACUCGAGGCUGCCCCUACCUUUUGCGCUUUGCGGCUAGUUGUGAGGCAGUCACACGUUGCUGUUUCCUGACACUAAAAACCGGAGAAAAGGGACGGAAAACAAUUUUCUAGAUCCCGACAACUAACUUCCCGGCAUUACUGACAGCCAGGCGUGCUCCAAGUGCGCAAGCGCCGCAGCGGGCCGCGCUCCGGAGUCGAGAGGGGAAGCGUGGCCGGGGUGCCAGGGGCAGGUCCUGUGCUGCGGUUCCGGGGCGGAGCCGGGAGGGGGAGGCAGUCCCGCAGUCGCGGCGGCAGCAAUGGCGAUUUUCAGUGUGUUUGUGGUGAACAAAGCUGGAGGCCUCAUUUACCAGUUGGACAGCUACGCGCCACGGGCCGAGGCUGAGAAAACUUUCAGUUACCCGCUUGAUCUGCUGCUCAAACUGCAUGACGAGCGUGUGCUGGUUGCCUUCGGCCAGCGCGACGGCAUCCGGGUGGGCCACGCAGUGCUGGCCAUCAAUGGUGUGGACGUGAGCGGCAAGUACACUGCCGAUGGGAAAGAGGUGCUGGAGUACCUGGGCAACCCUGCUAACUACCCGGUGUCCAUUCGAUUCGGCCGGCCUCGCCUCACCUCCAAUGAGAAGCUCAUGCUGGCCUCCAUGUUCCACUCGCUGUUCGCAAUCGGCUCCCAGCUGUCUCCUGAACAGGGCAGCUCAGGCAUUGAGAUGCUGGAGACAGACACAUUCAAACUGCACUGCUUCCAGACAUUGACAGGGAUAAAGUUUGUGGUGCUGGCGGAUCCUAGGCAGGCUGGGAUAGAUUCUCUUCUCCGAAAGAUUUAUGAGAUUUACUCAGACUUUGCCCUGAAGAAUCCAUUUUACUCCCUGGAAAUGCCCAUCAGGUGUGAGCUGUUUGACCAGAACCUGAAGUUAGCCCUGGAGGUGGCAGAGAAGGCUGGAACUUUUGGACCUGGGUCUUAGGCUGAACCUGCAGUGGACGCCCCCCCCCCCCACUCCCCGCAUAUUCUUGAGAGAUCCUGCAACAGGGGUCCUGCUGUUUCCACUCCGAUGGAGAUCCCAGCGGCAUUUGUUAGUGCACUUGAAAAUGGGAGGUUGCUGAGCCUGAUGACAUGUACUGAUGCCCGAGCCUUAAUACCAUGCUCUCUUUCCUCCUGUAUCUAUCAUGGUCCUACUUCCCAACUCUACAGAUUAUUUAUGGAGGAGGUAGGCCCAUAAAUGCUAUAAUAAACAUUCCUUUGAUCUCA
This is a messenger RNA of Eubalaena glacialis (North Atlantic right whale), 1298 nucleotides long. RefSeq names its product trafficking protein particle complex subunit 4 (gene TRAPPC4). Gene Ontology annotation, biological process: endoplasmic reticulum to Golgi vesicle-mediated transport. Gene Ontology annotation, cellular component: TRAPP complex. The record is from RefSeq and is a predicted model, not a curated record. The transcript is spliced from 5 exons. Bases 355 to 1014 code for a protein of 219 amino acids. NCBI's taxonomy places the organism in Eukaryota, Metazoa, Chordata, Mammalia, Artiodactyla, Balaenidae.